Messenger RNA from Dromiciops gliroides (monito del monte), 6073 nucleotides. Its product is annotated as zinc finger protein 883-like. The record is from RefSeq and is a predicted model, not a curated record. Gene Ontology annotation, molecular function: DNA-binding transcription repressor activity, RNA polymerase II-specific. Gene Ontology annotation, biological process: negative regulation of transcription by RNA polymerase II. The transcript is spliced from 5 exons. The coding region runs from base 113 to 2161 and encodes 682 amino acids. NCBI's taxonomy places the organism in Eukaryota, Metazoa, Chordata, Mammalia, Microbiotheria, Microbiotheriidae.
CCGCAGCCUCGUGGGCAGCGGUCCUACACCUGCAGGUCUCGUCCAUUUCGGCUAAGGGCUCUGCCUAACCUACACCCUGCUCUUCCCUGAGGAGUGAACUCUGGAAGUAGGAAUGGCCCCAGUGCUUCUGACAGCCAGGACCCCCCAGGGGCCGGUGACCUUCCAGGAUGUGGUGGUGGUCUUCACCCAGGAGGAGUGGCAUUACCUAGACCCUUCUCAGAAGGAGCUGUACCAAGAUGUGAUGAUGGAGAACUACAGAAACCUGCUCUACCUAGGACUUGUUUCCAAACCAGAUGUGAUUUACCAGUUUGAACAAGGAGAAGUCCCUUGGAGGCCAGAUGGGAGAGUCCCAGGCAGCAUCUGUCCAGGUGGAGAGACUGGGCCUGAAUUCAAAGAGUCAGCUCCAAAGCUGAGCAUUUCUGGGGAGCAUUCAUCCCCAAACAGACCCACAAGGUCUGGUCUUUGUGUCUUUAGCCUGAAAGAACCCUGGGGAUUUGAUGUCAAGUUAGGGGAACAGGAGAGCAUUGAGGAGGAAGUAGAAAUCCUCCAAAAGAAAACAUUCAAAAAAGUCAUAAUCAGUGAAUGUAAUAAAUACAGCCAAAGCUUCAGUAUAGAACCAAAACUUUCUCCACAAGAAUUAUCUAUCAAAAAGAAUCUUUACAGAUGUAAUGUCCCCAGAAAGAGCUUCAUUCUGUCUUCACACUCAGAGGAGACGUUUUCUCAGUAUAAUGAAUGUGGGAAAUCCUUUGACUCUAAAUUGGAUUUUAUUGAAUAUCAUAAACUUUUUCCUGGAGAGAAACCUAAUGAUUAUAAUGAUUAUAAUGAAUAUGGAAAAGCCAUCAGUCUCAGUCCAUUUACUCAUUCCUCUCAGUCAACUGAUAUUAAAGAGAAAAUCCCCAAAUGUAAUACAUUUGGGGAGACUUCCCCUCAAACUAUAAAACUUAAUGAAGAGAGAAUUCACACUGAAGAAAAACCUUAUGAAUGUAAUGACUGUGGGAAAGUCUUCCGCCUGAGGGACCCCCUUCUUCAACAUCAGAGAAUUCAUACUGGAGAGAAGCCUCAUAAGUGUAAUGACUGUGGGAAGGCCUUCAGCCAAAAAGGACAUCUUACUCUACAUCAGAGAAUUCACACUGGAGAGAAACCUUAUGAAUGUAAAGAAUGUGGAAAGGCCUUCCGUCUGAGAGAUCCACUUAUUCAGCAUCAAAGAAUUCAUACUGGAGAAAAGCCUCAUAAAUGUAAUGAAUGUGGAAAGGCUUUCUCUGUGAGGACGGAUCUUACCAGACACCAGAGAAUUCACACUGGAGAAAAGCCUUAUGAAUGUAAUGAAUGUGGAAAGGCAUUCCGUGUGAGGGCAGAGCUUACUCGACAUCAGAGAGUUCAUACUGGAGAGAAACCUUAUAAAUGUAAUCAAUGUGGGAAGGCCUUCCGCCUGAGCAAAGAUCGUACCCGCCAUCAGAGAAUUCAUACUGGAGAGAAACCUUAUGAAUGUCAUGACUGUGGGAAGGCUUUCUGCCGGAGAGAACCUCUCAUUCAACAUCAGAGAAUUCAUACUGGAGAGAAACCUCAUAAAUGUAGUGAAUGUGGGAAAGCCUUUGGCCUCAGAAGACAGCUUAUGGAACACCAGAGAAUUCACAGUGGAGAAAAGCCUCAUAAAUGUAAUGAAUGUGGGAAGGCCUUCUUUGUAAGGACAGAUCUUACCAGACAUCAGAGAAUUCAUACUGGGGAAAAACCUUAUGAAUGUAAUGAAUGUCAGAAGGCUUUCCAUGUGAAAACAGAGCUUACUAGACACCAGAGACUUCAUACUGGAGAAAAACCAUAUGAAUGUAAUCAGUGUGGAAAGACCUUCCGCCUGAGCAAAGAGUGUAGCCGACAUCAGAGAAUUCAUACUGGCAACAAACCUUACAAAUGUAAUCAGUGUGGGAAGGCCUUCUGUGUGAAGACAGAGCUUACCCUCCAUCAGAGAAUUCAUACUGGAGAGAAACCUUAUAAAUGUAAUCAGUGUGGAAAGACCUUCCGCCUAAGCACACAGCUUACCCAACAUCAGAGAAUUCAUACUGGAGAGAAACCUUAUAAAUGUAAUCGAUGUGGGAAGACAUUCCGCCUGAGUACACAGCUUACUCAACAUCAGAGAAUUCACAUUGGAGAGGAACUUUAUGAAUAACUAAUUGGAAAGGACAGUGAUGCAAAAGUAAAUAUUUUACCUAACAAGUGUAUUCAUGCCUGAUAGAAAUAUCAUCUUUAAUGAGUACAGGAAGGCUUUCCUAAGGCUAAUAUAAGCUCAUAGUUCUAGUACAGAAAGAGACCCUGCACGACAUCAAAUCCAAUCUCCUCAUUUUAUAAUUGAAGAAACUGGUAUCCUGGGAGAUAAAUAACAUGUCCAAAGUCACACAAAUGAGAGAAUAUGAAUUCAGGUCUCAUCACCCAACUUCAGCAUUCUUCUAUUGCAUUCAUCCUAAACAUGAUGGAGAGCAUUUCAGUGGCAUGAAGGUGAAAAGGCUUUUUCCCAAAGUAUAGAGUUUUCUUGACACCAGAGUAUUCACACCAGAAAGGGCUGCUACAUUAAAUUAUUUGGUAAGGCCUUCUGCUUCAAUGCAUAUCUGACCCACAAUCAGAAUUUUCCUGGAGACAAAUUUUGUAUAUAUAAGUAAUAUGGGAGGGCAUUCCUGAGAGAAUAAUUUACUCAGCUCUAGAGAAUUUAUGAGUGAGAAAACUUAUGAAUAUAUGAAUGUGGGACAGUAUUCCCUAUGAGCCCAGAGCUUUCUUAAUAUCACAGAUUUCAUACUGGAGAAAUUUUAUUAUAAAGAACAUAGAAAGGUCUCUUAAUGGAAUAGAAAGUGUGACAUAAGAGCAUUUCCAUUGAAGAGAUCAUGAUUGGAAUGCAUGUGGAAAGGCUUUGUCAGUGCAAGCUUAUGCCACAUCAAAGAACCUACACUGGAGAAGAAGCUUAUGGAUGAAAUAAACCAUAGGCCUUCUCCUGGGUAAAUGUUAUACUCAAUCAGUAGUUUACAUGGGAGAGGGAAACAUGAUAAACCCCUUCAAUCAGAAGUUACACCUUUACUCAAAAGAUGCAAUUUGCUUUAAAAACAAAGGACUUUUGCAAUCAUGUGGGUUAAGAAAAACUUUUUUUCUGCCCUAUAAAAACAUCCAUGAGUUUUCAAAACCCCUCCAGCUAUUUCACAUCAGCUUACACACUUAUGCAAUUCUAGGGUGUUUAUGUAUGUAAUUAUCUUUUUGGGGGGGGGGCAGUGGGGGUUAAGUGACUUGCCCAGGGUCACACAGCUAGUAAGUGUCAAGUGUCUGAGGCCGGAUUUGAACUCAGGUACUCCUGAAUCCAGGGCUGGUGCUUUAUCCACUGCGCCACCUAGCUGCCCCUUAUGUGUGUAAUUAUCUUAUUGAGGUUUUACAGAAAAAAAAACAUUGUUGUGUCCCAAUAAGUGGAUGAAUAAAAAGCAUUUAUUACAUUUUUAUGUGAAAAGUACUGUGGAUACCAAUCAAAAAGCAUGCAGGGUUAGGAUUAGAAGACUAGCCUCAAACCUCUUACAUUCUAAUAGGAGGAGACAACACAGAGAGUAGUUAUAUCCUGGGACAGGAGUUUUGGUCUGAAGAGUAGAGCCAUAGGGCAAUUGAUUGCACAGAUCUUUUCCUAAAAUAGCAUUGAUUUAAUUACCACAUAGCUAGAUCUAUCUUGGACGAACAUUGAAAAUGCACAAGUGGCGGGGCAGCUAGGUGCCGCAGUGGAUAGAGCACCAGCCCUGGAGUCAGGAGUACCUGAGUUCAAAUCUGGCCUCAGACACUAAACACUUACUAGCUGUAUGAACCUGGCCAAGUCACUUAACUGCAAUUGCCUCACUUAAAAAAAAAAAAAAAGAAAGAAAAUGCACAAAUGGAUAAUUAAUUGGGGCCAAAAUAAAUGUGGCCUGUCAUAUGGGGCAUCAUUACACACCUGUCAAAUAUAAAAUAUUCAAAAAAAGAAAUUUUGUGGUACCCCAAAACAGUACAUGAUGGAUAGAUCAUUGCAUUGAUUAAGUUAAGUAAACUAUUGUAUAUUAAUGUAAUUGAAUAUUUUUGUCCCAUGAAAAGGAACAAAAGAAUGACUGAUACUGACCACAGUAAUGUAAAGGAAAACAACCCUAAAAGGCUUCAGAAUUCUUCCUGGCUUCAAAGAACUAACAGUGAAGUAUGCCUUCUGCAUUUAGUUAGUCAGGUGAUGGACCAUAGUUGCAGAAUAUGAUGUGCCUUUUCAGAUAUGGCCAGUAUGUUAAUUUACUUUGCCUAACUGUACUUUGUAAUGAAGGAGGCUUCUAUUGGUAGAGGAAGGUAAUUAAUCAUAUUCACUCUCCAGGAAUAGGCAGUAUAGGCAUUUUAGGCUGUCCAACUCCAUAGUCACUGUGCAUAUGUGGAAUUUUUCCAUGUAGAUGGCUAGGGCGUACUCUUCUGAGAGAUUACAGCUGUUGUCCAAGAGGUCCUGCAUUAAAUGUUCUGGGACGUGAUUUUAAAACCAGUGUCAUCUACGAAUAGAAGCAUGCAGAAUACCUCCUCAUAUCCCUCUUCCUCUUGGCCUCUUCUGGACUAUUAGUGAACGUUUGUUGCUAUUUAUGCCUUUGCUGUUAAUAAUAAGAGUUUAUUGAACACAUAAAAUAAGAAAGAAAAAUCUAAAGGCAGAAGAAAAGCAGGGUCUAUAAGGGCAGUAGUGCUCCAGACCUUUGUCAGUCAAGUUCUGGUCCAGCCCUGACUCUCCCAUUUUGUACUGGGGAAGCAGGGUUUUUGUUGGUAUAUAUGUGUGUGUGUGUGUAUGUGUUUGUUAUAGAAGCCUGAGACUUCACAUUGGUCCCUAUUGGGUGUCAUCUCAUUGACUUUGGUGCCAUGUUCAAUCCUCUCAAGGUCUUUCUGAAUCCUAACUUUGUCAUUCAGUGUGUAAGCUAUUUGCUUCCCAAAACCAUCAUCUCACUUCUGGAUCAUCUGCAAAAUUUGAUAAAGAUGCUUGUGAGGGACACUGUGCUGUUGAUCUCCUUUGGACUUGACUUUAACCAGCAUUCUGAAUCUUUAGGGAAGCUGUGUGGUAAAGUGGUUAAAGUGUUAGCCCUAGAGUCAGGAGGACCUGAGUGCAAAUCUGACCUCAGUUACUAGCUGUGUGACCCUGGGCAAAUUUCUUCAUCCUAUAUGCUUCAGUUUUCUCAUCUGUAAAAUGAGCUGGAGAAGGAAAUGACAAACUUCCAAUCUUUCCCAUGAAAACCCCAAAUGGGGUCACAAAGAAUCUGACACAACUAAUUGACUAAACAACAAAAGAUGAGUCUUUGGAUCUAGUCAUUCAGCCAGUUACUGAUCUAUCUAAUUACUGUAUAAUCUAACUAGGGCCCCUUAGAAUUAAAAAUUGUUGAGGAGCCCUCCCCAAAUAUCUUUUGUUUAUAUAUGCUAUAUUAGAAAUGGAAACAUCUUAGUAUUUUUAUGAAAAUGGUUUUGACCUUGAAGACAUACUGGAAGGGGAUUAGAUUAGUCAGUAAACAUUUAUUAAGCAUCUAUUAUGUGUCAGGCACUGUGCUAAGUACUGGGGAUACAAAAAAAGGUAAAAGACAAUUCCUGGAGGGGCAGAGGAAAGACAAUGACUUUCCAGAGCUCCUCACUCGAUCCUUCCAAAUACCUCCAAAUAAUGCCAUAAGACAAUUCCUGUAGCAGCAGAACCCACAAAAGGACAGGGUAAGAUCAUUUUCCAGCCAGAGUUGACUAAGAAGGUUGGCAGGAAAGGUCUGUUAUGCCAGUAGAGUGCAGACCGGGGCUGUGCCAGCACAGAUCCAGCCCCAGGUAGACCACCACAGAGAAACAGGCUUCUGGAACCUUGGGAUCAGUUGUGACAGUGGCCACUUCUGGAACUCAGCUCACAAACUGGUGAGGGGGUUGAGUGCUUGGCUGGGGGGAGAUAGCAGGCCUCUUUGCUGGCACUGAGGCAGAACUCCGUUGUAUUGUCCAUGUUUGGCACCAGGAAGCAGUCUUGAGUGGUGGUCCAGGUUGGGGAGGGACACAGGCACACUCGAGCUUACAACCACAGUGAAACAUAAAUCUGUUCCUGGGUUAAAGA